Messenger RNA from Lycium barbarum (goji berry), 2022 nucleotides. RefSeq lists its product as uncharacterized. The transcript is spliced from 3 exons. Lineage: Eukaryota; Viridiplantae; Streptophyta; Magnoliopsida; Solanales; Solanaceae. The record is from RefSeq and is a predicted model, not a curated record. The coding region runs from base 1 to 2022 and encodes 673 amino acids.
AUGCGUGCAGCCUUAUUGUGGACAGUUAGUGAUUUUCCAGCAUUAGCAAUGCUUUCAGGAUGGAGCACCAAGGGAAAAUUGGCAUGCCCCACUUGUAAUUAUGACACAUGCUCUCAAUAUCUCAAACAUAGUCGUAAGAUGUGUUACUUGGGGCAUCGUAGAUUUUUGCCUUCUGAUCAUCCAUUGCGAAAAGAUAAGAAGUCGUUUGAUGGUAAGAAGGAGCAUAGACCUGCACCUACACCUUUGUCGGGUAUAGAAGUGCUUGAAGAGCUACAUGAAUUCAACAAUGUGUUUGGAAAGGAAAAGAAUAUAUGUGACAGUUUGCUUGGGACUUUACUGGAGAUAGAUGGAAAGUCAAAGGAUCAUGUAAAUUCUCGCUAUGACUUACAAGAAAUGGGGAUACGAAAGGAGCUACAACCAAUAGAAGAUAAUGAUAGAAAUGUAAGUUUGGCUCAAGCUUGUUUCUCCAUGAAGCCCGAACAGAAAAGGUUGUUUUGCACCGUCUUGAAAAAUGCCAAAUUACCAAAAGGGUGUGCUUCUAAUAUAUCACAUCGUGUGCAAGUGAAGGAGAUGAAAAUAUCAGGGUACAAGAGUCAUGAUGCUCAUUUUAUAAUGCAUUACCUGCUCCAGGUUGCCGUUAGAAAAGUGCUGCCCAAGAUUGUUUCAUUAACCUUGAUUAGAUUGGGCAAUUUCUUUAGAGCUAUAUGUAGUAAGGUUAUAAGUAGAAGAGAUCUUGAGAAAUUGGAUUCUGAAAUUGUUGAAAUAAUAUGUGACCUGGAAAGGAUUUUUCAUCCAGCAUUUUUUGAUAUAAUGCCACAUUUACCUAUUCAUUUAGUGAAUGAAAUUAAGCUUGCGGAUCCGACUCAUCUUCGCUGGAUGUAUCCCAAUGAGAGGCACAUAUGUAAGUUGAAGACGUUCGUUCGUAAUCGAUCUUGUGCAGAAGCAUCAAUAGCAGAGGGUUUUUUGGCUGAAGAGUGCUUGACCUUUUGUUCAAGAUACCUACGCGAUGGUGUGAAGACAAGAUUCAGUAGGUACGAGACUGAGGAUGAUGAAUGUGCUCAGAAUUUGUCACCUAUAUUCCAUAAGAUAGGUCAUCCAAUUGGAAUUGAGAAGAAAAAGGAUUCGACUUUUAUAAUGGAUCCACAGUUACGUUAUGAGGCACAUCGAUAUGCCUUAUUCAACACUGGAGAUGAACAAGUUGAAAAGUUUAUCGAGGAACAUAAGAAUGUAAUCAGUAAUCAUACUAGAUCAAACGCAUGGGCAAGAGCAAGGAAUCAUAGUCGGGAAUUCAGCAGUUGGUUUGAAGAGAAAGUUAAAAAUGUUGAAGUACUCGAUUAUCUAAUAUGGCUAUCUAGAAUGCCUAAUGUGGUGGGAAAGAGAUACACUGCAUAUUUCAUUAAUGGAUACCGAUUUCAUACAAAAAGUCGGGAUGCCCCACGAAAGACUCAAAAUAGUGGAGUGACGCUAGCAGCAACAACAGAUAGUUUUGCUAGUUCUAGGGACCAAAAUCCCAUAGAUGGAGAGGUUAUUUAUUAUAGAGUUAUUCAAGAUAUCAUUGAGAUUGAUUAUUAUGGCCAUUUUAGUGUUGUACUGUUUAGAUGUGAUUGGUUUCAUAAUGAAGUAGAUGAAUAUGGGUUAACUCGGGUAUACUUCAAUAAGUUAUGCAGUAAAGAUGAUCCUUUUGUGUUGGCAUCACAAGUUCAUCAAGUUUUUUAUGUGGCGGAUCCAGUUGAGAAAGAUGUUUAUUAUGCAAGGAAUAAAGUCCCUGUUGAUUUGUAUGAUCUAGAGAAAGAGAAUUGUCCUAAUAUAGGAGACACAUUUUGGAGGGAGCCUAAUGAUGACACUGGUCCCUCAACUAGAUUAGAUGAAGGUGACGUUAGAUGGUCAAGAGAAGAUGUGCCCGCUGAUGUCAUUGAUAUUCCAUCUAAUGCACAACAUUCAGAAGAAACAAUUAUGGAAACAUCGGAAGAGGAGGAUGAGUUCGAUGAUGCUGAUUGGGAUUCCAUGGAGGAAAAUGAUUAG